CGUGAGCGUCGCAAUUGGUCUACAGACUUUGUGGAAAGGCGGGAAUGUCUCUUUACUUAGAUGACUAUCUGUACGUCUGUGCCCCUUCUAUACAUGAUAUCACACUUGGCACAGUUUAUUUUGAACGGUAGGUAGGUUACAGUCGUGGCAAUAGUACACAUCCCGUAAACCAAUCGCUACAGCCGUCGUGGAUCUCAGUACUAUAACUCUCAGGAACAUGAGUUUUGGCAAGCUUCAUUGAAUGCGUGGUGUGUAGGAAGACGUAUAAUAACCCAACCUUCUAGUCUACUAGAUUUCAGGCAUAGAUAACAUCGACAUAUUCCUUCAUCUUCAACACAACUCGCCUUUCGAAGCAACCCCAAAAUACCAGCCAAUAUCUCAAAAUGCGUUUCACGCCUAUUCUCUUGUUGAGCGCCCUUUCUAGCGCAGCCCCGCUAAGUUCAAGCCAUGUGGCGAGCCCUGAUGCCGUCGACUUCAGCUCUGUGGGCGACGCAUACAAGCGCAGCAGCAAGAAUCCUGAUGAAGUUGACUUCGGGGCUGUCGGUGAUGCCUAUAAACGCAGCAUCAAAAACGCCGACGAGGUGGAUUUUGAGGCAGUUGGUGAUGCAUAUAAACGCGGUACUAAGAACCCUGAUGAGGUCGACUUUGGUGCUGUGGGUGAUGCAUACUAGAGGCAGGUCUAGAGUGAUGGGGUGAACAGGCCUUGCCUGAUGGACGGCGCGUACUGAAGGACUAUGGUAUCACCCGUCUAUUGGCUACGAAUUCUUAAGAGCUAGCUCAAGCGCGAGGGAAUCUUGAUGCAAGGAUGGCGGCACGCAAGGAAUAAACUUCUAAGGCCGAAUGCCGUGGGGGAGCUGUGUAUGGAGGACGAACAUGGCACGGGGGGCUUGUUCUUGGUCUUCUUGCCAAACAAUAUACUCGUUGAACUCAUACCGCAAGUCCGUGGAAAUCUAUCAUGUGCUCAGACUAAACGCAACCUUCCCCUGCAAGUCGGUUAACUGUCGAAGGGGCGCAGUGCAAUAUCAGGGGCAGAGUAGUUGCUGGCAGUCUCCUGGUGGUAUAGCUCCGUUCAUUGACUAAGAGAUGGUAAAAGUUGAAGUACCGGUAUC
Molecule: messenger RNA, 1109 nt
Organism: Xylaria bambusicola
Lineage: Eukaryota; Fungi; Ascomycota; Sordariomycetes; Xylariales; Xylariaceae
Exons: 2
Coding region: 384-671 (95 amino acids)
Source: RefSeq, a predicted model, not a curated record